AUGACGCCAAGCGCCGGUCUCGCGUUCCGAGGGGGGUGUCGGGCUGGUCAGGCUGGCCAGGCUGACCACGACUGUGUUGCGACGGGCACUUCCAGACGGCGACAACCAUGGCUGCUGGACGGGCACAGAGGAUGCAGAUGGCGCAAACGCCUGUUGGCAGACGGCCAUGUCGGCGCUGAGGGCACCACGUCCAGACACAGCAGCGAUCGGCUACGUCUUCACCCAUGGCCCUCUCCAGACAAGCGCUCGGUUCCCCGUGUCCUUGAUCCGCCCGAGCCGGCGUGGACCAAGCGCGGCCAUGGCAAACUAUGGUCCCCUUUGACAAACCCGCCCUUGGGCCAGGAACACGCACAAAAAAAGUUUCCUUCCUCUGGUACUGCCUGGCGAGCGAGCAGCGCACCACAGCGCACCACAGCAUCCGGCACCCACGCUGCCCUGGGCCCAAGGACCGCCCCUAGACGCGUGUGUGCCCGCUGA
Bipolaris oryzae ATCC 44560 is the source of this 477-nucleotide messenger RNA. RefSeq lists its product as uncharacterized. The record is from RefSeq and is a predicted model, not a curated record. NCBI's taxonomy places the organism in Eukaryota, Fungi, Ascomycota, Dothideomycetes, Pleosporales, Pleosporaceae. The coding region runs from base 1 to 477 and encodes 158 amino acids. The transcript has 2 exons.